GAGGGCAUGCUCCCUCGCGACCUUCCCAAGCGGACCGCCUACUACGACCCCGUCGCCGAACGCCAGAUGACCCAGACCGACGCCAAGCUGUUCUACCAAAGAAGCCAGAGGGCGGAUGGGAGCAAUUGGGGCCAGUCGCAAGCCACAGCCCCUGGUAGCCCAGUCAUCUCGGCAGGACAAGGACUGGCACACGCACAGGUGCAAUCUCAACACGCGGCUCACUCUCACACGGCCGUACACAGCCACCAAUCUUACGCCGCCAAUGGACAUCUCGGUCCCAACUCCAUGUCCUUGCCCCCCGCUGGUCCUACCAGAGGCCUCAGCUACAACAAGCUGCCCGACGUCGGCGGCAUGACUGUCAGAAAUGUUGAUCUGGGAUCUUCAAAUGACCUCGUCCAGCCCGACAUGAGUCUGCCAGAUGCCGGUCCAGUUCCUAUUGGCAAUGACUUCGAAGAUACCGACCCUCACAUCGCCGCUGAACUGAGCUCCAUCUUCGCCAACAUCCAGAAGUGUCUUGACAUUCGUCACAAGUAUAUCCGCCUUUCCCUUCAGAGGGACGGCGACAACCCGAAAGAUGAUCCUAGCUGGGACGUAUACCCUCCGCCUCCUGAGCCGGCGUGGCAUGGACCUCGUGCCGCACAAGCGACCGGAAGCAAUAGCCUGAGUAGCAGCAUGGUGUUGCCCUCAAAGCCCGACCAAGAACGGCCAACAAAUGAAGCCACCGCCGAGACACCGAGGAAGAGAACGUCGAAAAAACGCAAGCCCGGGCAUGAUGUCGGCCAAGAUUUCGACAUGGAAGAUAUCCUUCCACUUCCCUCUCCCAGUGAAUAUACCUUCCGGCUGGAUGAGAACGGCGUCUACCAAGUCUUCGAGAAUGAUGGGGCCGACAAAACCAAUAGCCCCAUUGUCAGCGUGCCGACCAUCAAGGACUUCUACGUGGAUUUGGAGACCAUCCUGACCAUCUCGUCCGACGGGCCCAGCAAGAGUUUUGCCUUCCGAAGAUUGCAAUACCUCGAAGGCAAAUUCAACCUUUACGUGCUCUUGAACGAAUACCAGGAGACAGCUGAUAGCAAGAAGGUGCCGCAUCGAGACUUUUACAACGUAAGAAAGGUUGAUACACACGUUCACCACUCUGCUUGCAUGAACCAGAAACAUCUGUUACGCUUCAUCAAGAGCAAGAUGAAGAAGUGUCCAGACGAGCCGGUGCUGUUCAGAGACGGCAAGCUGCUCACACUAGCUGAGGUCUUUGAGAGUAUCAACUUGACUGCUUAUGAUCUGAGUAUCGACACGCUCGAUAUGCAUGCUCAUGUGGACUCGUUUCACCGCUUCGACAAAUUCAAUCUCAAAUACAAUCCUGUCGGCGAGAGUCGUCUGAGAACCAUUUUCUUGAAGACCGACAACCAUAUCCAAGGUAGAUAUCUAGCAGAGAUCACUCAGCAGGUCAUCGCGGAUCUCGAGUCUAGCAAAUACCAGAUGGUCGAGUGGCGAAUCUCGAUUUAUGGCAGGUCGCUAGAUGAAUGGGACAAGCUUGCGGCAUGGGUCGUGGACAACAAGUUGUUCUCUCACAACGUGCGGUGGCUCAUUCAGAUCCCACGCCUGUACGACGUGUACAAGGCCACCGGAGCAAUGGAAAGCUUCGAGCAGGUCAUAAAGAAUAUUUUCCAACCCCUAUUUGAAGUGACCAAAGAUCCGGCGAGCCACCCAAAGCUACAUGUCUUCCUCCAGAGAGUCAUUGGAUUUGACAGUGUUGAUGACGAGAGUAAGGUGGAGCGCCGCUUGUUCAAGAAGUACCCUGUACCGAACGAAUGGCAAUCGAAACAGAACCCUCCAUACAGCUACUGGAUCUACUACUUGUUUGCCAACAUGACUUCGCUCAACUUCUGGCGGCGGCAGCGUGGCUUCAGCACCUUCCUUCUGCGGCCUCACUGUGGUGAAGCAGGAGAUAGCGAACAUCUUGCCGUCGCUCUGUUGUGUAGCCAUAGCAUUAGUCACGGCCUACUCCUGAGGAAAGUGCCGCUGCUCCAGUACCUCUUUUACCUCGAACAGAUCGGUAUUGCCAUGUCUCCUCUCAGCAACAAUGCUCUCUUCCUUGCUUACGAGAGGAACCCCUUCCAUCAAUACUUCAAGCGCGGCCUGAACGUCUCUCUAUCUACUGACGACCCGUUGCAGUUUGCCUUCACCAAGGAGCCUCUAAUCGAGGAGUAUGCAGUCGCGGCGCAGAUCUACAAACUCGGCCCGGUGGACAUGUGUGAACUUGCAAAGAACUCCGUGAAGCAAAGCGGCUAUGAAUACUCAAUCAAGCAGCAAUGGUUAGGAGACAACUUCCACCUUCCGGGUAGAGCAGGAAACAAAAUGGUCAAGACGAACAUACCCGAUCGCAGGGAAGAGUUUCGGCACCACACGUGGGUAGAAGAACAUCAUAUGUAA
Truncatella angustata is the source of this 2427-nucleotide messenger RNA. RefSeq lists its product as uncharacterized. Gene Ontology annotation, cellular component: cytosol. The record is from RefSeq and is a predicted model, not a curated record. Gene Ontology annotation, biological process: AMP metabolic process; IMP salvage. The transcript is spliced from 2 exons. NCBI's taxonomy places the organism in Eukaryota, Fungi, Ascomycota, Sordariomycetes, Amphisphaeriales, Sporocadaceae. The coding region runs from base 7 to 2427 and encodes 806 amino acids. Gene Ontology annotation, molecular function: AMP deaminase activity.